Molecule: messenger RNA, 573 nt
Organism: Helianthus annuus (common sunflower)
Lineage: Eukaryota; Viridiplantae; Streptophyta; Magnoliopsida; Asterales; Asteraceae
Exons: 2
Coding region: 1-573 (190 amino acids)
Source: RefSeq, a predicted model, not a curated record
AUGAGUACCUUUCCUGUGAUUUCAGCGAUAGGGGGGGGGGGUUUCGAAAACACUCAAAUCACCAUUCAAGGUCAGGUUGUUCCGGAAGAAACUAAGUUCAAGUAUUUAGGAUCGUUUGUACAAAGAGACGGGGAGUUAGAUAGUGAUGUAGCUCACCGCAUUCAGGCUGUGAGACCUGCCAUGCUAUAUGGGACAGAUUGUUGGGCCAUUAAGAAAUCACAAGCACGCAAGACGGAAGUAGCAGAGAUGAGGAUGCUGAGGUGGAUGUGUGGUCACACAAGGUUAGACCGAAUAAGAAAUGAGGUUUUUAGGGAAAGGUUAGGGGUGUGUAGAAUAUCAGAUAAGAUUAAGGAUGGAAGAUUCAGAUGGUUUAGGCAUGUGAAGAGAAGGCAAGCAACAUCGCUAGUUAGAGUAGUGGAAACCCUCACAGUAGAUGGAAGAAGGGGUAGAGGUAGACCCAAAUUGACGUGGGAUAUGCGGAUUAGGCGGGAUUUGAUAGAAAUGCACCUCUCUGAGGACAUGGUUCAAGACAGGAGUUCAUGGAGACGUAGGAUUAAAGUUAAAGAGUUUUAG